AUGGAGGAAGGAAAUCUCACCACAGUGACCGACUUCAUUCUCCUGGGUUUCACAACAAACCCUAAACUGCAGCUGAUCUUAUUUGUACUGUUUCUAAUAAUAUAUAUAGCCAGUCUGGCAGGGAAUAUCACAUUAAUUGCUCUAAUCUGCAGCAGCUCUCACCUCCAUACGCCCAUGUAUUUCUUCAUUGGGAACCUUUCCUUCCUGGAUCUGUGGUAUUCCUCCAUCUAUACGCCAAAGAUCUUGGUGAACUGCAUCUCUGAAGACAAGAGCAUUUCCUUUGGUGGCUGUGCCUCCCAAUUCUUCUUCUCAGCUGCCCUUGCCUAUAGCGAGUGCUACCUUCUGGCAGCUAUGGCCUAUGACCGUUAUAUGGCCAUAGCCAAGCCAUUGUUGUAUGCCACUGCCAUGUCCAGAAAGCUGUGCACAGCACUGGUGGCCCUCUCAUAUCUAGGGGGGUUUAUCAAUUCCACCUUAAUCACUAGUGAAACCUUCACAUUGAGCUUCUGUGAUGGCAACGUCAUUGAUGACUUCUUCUGUGACUUACCUCCAUUGGUGAAGCUAUCCUGCAACAUGCCCAAGAGCUAUCAGUCCGUGUUGUACUUCAUUUUGGCUUCUAAUGUAAUUACACCCUCUGCACUUAUCCUUGCCUCCUAUGCCUUCAUUCUGGCUGCCAUCUUGAGGAUUCGCUCCACUGAAGGGAGACUGAAAGCCUUCUCCACAUGUGCUUCUCAUCUGAUUGCAGUUACUUUGUACUAUGGCUCUAUCCUCUUCAUCUACUCACGGCCCAGCUCCAGCUAUGCUUUGGAAAGGGACAAAGUGGUCUCUGUUUUCUACACAGUAGUGAUUCCUAUGCUUAAUCCCCUCAUCUACAGCCUCAGGAACAAGGAUGUAAAACAUGCUCUGAAGAAACUGGCAAUGAAAUGGAGGACACAUCCACAUUUCCUAUAUUUCUCCAGACCACUGUAUCUUUUCCUAAAAAUGGUGAAUGAAAAUAGUACCACCAUCACGGAGUUCAUUCUCCAGGGCAUCUCAAACGAUCCAAGUAUGAAAGUCUUAUUCUUUGUGGUAUUCCUGAUCAUCUAUCUGGUCAAUGUCGUGGGAAACCUGGGCAUGAUCAUCUUGAUCACACUUGAUUCCCAGCUUCACAAUCCUAUGUACUUCUUCCUCUGGCACCUGUCCUUCUGUGACAUCUGCUACUCAUCUGCCAUUGCCCCCAGAAUGCUGUCUGAAUUGUUAUCUGAGAGCAGGAUCAUCUCCUUCUCUGAAUGCACUGCACAGUUCUACUUCUUUGCUGCCUUUGUGGGUGCCGAGUGCUACAUUUUAGCAGUAAUGGCCUAUGACCGCUAUGUGGCCAUCUGCAACCCAUUGCUCUAUUCCACUGCCAUGUCCAAGUCCCUCUGCAUCAGGCUCCUACUUGGCUCAUACAUUGCUGGCACAACUAGUGCCAUAAUACACACAACAGCCACCUUCAGCCUGCAGUUCUGCAGUUCCAACCUCAUCAACCAUUUCUUCUGUGAUGUCCCUCCAUUGCUGGCAAUCGCUUGUUCUGACACCCACAUUAAUGAGAUUUUGCUUUUUGCAUUUGCUGGCUUUGUUGAGAUGAGCUCCCUCUCCAUCAUCCUUCUCUCUUACAUCUUCAUUUUAGCAGCCGUCCUGAGAAUGCCCUCAGGGAGGCUCAAAGCCUUCUCCACCUGUGGGUCCCACUUCACAGGGGUCACUCUAUUUUAUGGGACUGUGAUUUUCAUGUAUCUCCGGCCCACUUCUGUCUAUGCUUUGGAACAAGACAAAUGGGCUUCUGUGUUCUACACAGUAGUGAUCCCCAUGCUCAAUCCUCUGAUCUACAGCUUGAGGAACAAAAAUGUUAAGGAAGCUUUCAGAAAACUCAUUAACAAGAAGCUGAACUCUGUCUUAAACUAA
Molecule: messenger RNA, 1917 nt
Organism: Podarcis raffonei (Aeolian wall lizard)
Lineage: Eukaryota; Metazoa; Chordata; Lepidosauria; Squamata; Lacertidae
Product: olfactory receptor 1174-like
Exons: 2
Coding region: 1-1917 (638 amino acids)
Biological process (GO): sensory perception of smell; G protein-coupled receptor signaling pathway
Cellular component (GO): membrane
Molecular function (GO): G protein-coupled receptor activity; odorant binding; olfactory receptor activity
Source: RefSeq, a predicted model, not a curated record